AUGACCACCGAGGCCAUCACGUCGGCGCUCAUCUGCGCCUUGGUCGUCGCCGGUACUUUGCUUGAUGCGGAAGGUAGUCGCGAGAGCAACCGCUUGCACUCGCGCGCGUAUCGGUGGCAGCGGCUCGGCAACUGGCUGCCGCUUGGCAUCGCGUACGCUGCGUUCUACAUGGCGCGCUACAACAUUGCCGCGGGCAACGUCGCGGCCAUUCGCGCGCAGCUGCACUUGACGACCACCGACAUGGGCUGGGUCAUCUCGGCCGGCUCGUGGACGUACGCACUCAGCGCUCCCUUCACCGGCCACGUGACCGAUCGCAUUGGCGGGCAGCGCGGGAUUGUGCUCGCGUGCGCUGGCGCCGGCGCCUGCAACCUCCUCUUGGGCCUCGCAUUCUCGCGCGGUGGCGUGUCCGAGGCCGCGUUUUGCAUCCUCUUUGCGCUCAACCAAGGCUUCCAAGGCUUUGGCACGGCGGCCGUCGUCAAGAUCAACGCCCGUUGGUAUGGACCCAGCGAACGCGGUCUCUUCUCGGGUAUCUUCAAUAUGCUGGUCGUGAGCGGCUACUACCUCGCGCUCGGGUCCGGCGACUCGAUCGUGGCAACGCUAGGAUGGCCGUACCUCUUUUACAUCCCAAGCCUCUUGCUUGGCGCCAUGGGUCUCGUGUCGGUCUUCUGGAUUCGCAAUGGCCCGCCGACGUCCGAGAGGCUGCCCUCACGUCCCUCGACGCGACCUCUCUGUGACACUUCGCACAGCGGCGUGCUCUGCCUCCUGCAGAGUCCAACCGUGUGGGGCUACCUCGGUGCGAUCUUCUGCCUCUCGUGGGCGCGCGACGGCCUCCUCAACUGGAUGUACUCGUACUUUGAUGCGGUGCGUGUUUUGCCGUUGUCACCAAGCGACCAUGCGCUCCUUGGCGGCGCGUGGACGCUCGGUGGCUUUGUCGGCGGUGUCCUCUGUGGCUGGAUCUCGGACCACCUCUUCCGCGGCCAGCGCAUGCCACCCAUCGUGCUCUUCUCAGUUAUGCAAGCCGUCGUGGUCUGCAGUAUGUACAUGGCGGCACCGUCCGUGUCAAUGUCGGUGCUGGCGCUUCUCCUCUUCGUCGCGAGUGUCUUUCUGCUUGGCAGCUACACGAUGCUCAGCUACACGAUUCCGACCGACCUUCCGGUUGAAAUUGCGGCCAGCGCCGGUGGGCUCUUCACGACGGCCGCCUACAUGGCCACCGGUCUCUCAGGUGUUGCCAUGGGCGCCGUCGUUAGCGACUAUGGCUACCGGUUUUGGGUUGCUUCGCUCGUACUGGCGUCGAUAUCGUCGGGCCUCUGCACCUAUGUCGGUGCGCAGUACGCCAAAUCGCACGUUGGUACGAUGGUACAUGAGACCGAGUGCACUCCGCUGCAAACCGCGCGCGUGGAUCUCCGCCGCGCGUCGCUUGUCAACACCCAAGCCGACUUCUUCGCCGUGGUGAUGGACAUCAAGGACGACAAGGACGCGCAAGAGACGACGUAAUUGCGAGGCGGGUUUGCGCAAAGGACUUGAGAAAGCUCAAUCAAAGGCGUGCACUGUAUAACUACCUAGUACGCUUCGUAUUCUACUUGC
Messenger RNA from Saprolegnia diclina VS20, 1584 nucleotides. RefSeq lists its product as hypothetical. The coding region runs from base 1 to 1494 and encodes 497 amino acids. Gene Ontology annotation, molecular function: transmembrane transporter activity. Gene Ontology annotation, biological process: transmembrane transport. NCBI's taxonomy places the organism in Eukaryota, Oomycota, Saprolegniomycetes, Saprolegniales, Saprolegniaceae. The transcript is spliced from 6 exons. The record is from RefSeq and is a predicted model, not a curated record.